CGGGUUCCAUUGACGUUACUUCCGGGAAAAGUAACCUUUCUUUGGCGGUUGCUGGGCCGCUGAGCUCUCGCGACAUUUGCUCCCGCGAGAUGUGCUUGCUCACUCCAGCGAUGACAUCCUCCUCCUCCCCGUCGCCUUUCGGCAAUCUUCGCCAGUCCCAGCCCCGACCAAUCUGCACUCAGAUAGUAUAGAUGAGGGUCUCCCCCAGAACUUCGGUCCGCGAGGGGCAUCAGGCGGCAGCGGCGGGGUACAAGCUGCACGAGGCCGACCCUAGCGGCACUGUGGGUGGACACGAGCUGGCGACUAGCAGAGAGCGUGGGCGGGGCGGGGGUAAGCCAGCCGAGUAGCUGCUCGAUUGUUCUGGCCUGGCUAUGGCGCCUCUCCUCCCCCCCGCCAUGGCUCCCCGUGUCCCUGCUCCGCUCCUCUCAGUGAGUGAAAGUGGCCGCCGCCGCCGCCGGCCCAGCGCCCGCAGCCGCCUCAGCGCCGCCGCCAUCUUGGGGUCCCAGGAGCCGCCGAGGGAGCGAGCUAGGAGCGUUCCCGUCCAACGCAGUCACCGUCCCUCGGCCUCAGAGAGCGAACCGCGGCUACACAGUCGGCGGGGCGACCCCCCCCUCCGGACCCCGCCCGCACCCCACCCCCCCUCCGCCGCCGCCGCGGCGGCGGGGCCCCUCGGCCCGAGCUGUGCAGUCGGAGGUCCUCGUGCAUGAAGACAAAUUUGUUCUAUGGCCUCGGAGUUGGGUGCCGGGGACGAUGGCAGCUGCAGUGAGCUGGCAAAGCCCCUCUAUCUUCAGUACCUGGAGAGGGCCUUGCGGUUGGACCAUUUUCUGCGACAAACAUCGGCCAUCUUCAACAGGAAUAUCUCUAGUGAUGACAGUGAAGAUGGACUGGAUGACAAUAAUCCCUUAUUACCAGAGUCUGGGGAUCCCUUAAUACAAGUAAAAGAAGAACCUCCAAAUUCAUUGCUUGGUGAAACUUCAGGAGCAAGCAAUUCUGGAUUAUUGAACCCGUACUCACUGAAUGGAGUUCUUCAGUCAGAAUCAAAAUCUGACAAGGGGAAUUUAUAUAACUUCUCUAAGUUGAAGAAAAGCAGAAAGUGGCUAAAGAGCAUUCUUUUAAGUGAUGAGUCCAGUGAGGCAGAUUCUCAGAGUGAAGACGAUGAUGAUGAAGAAGAAGAACUCAGUCUCAGCAGAGAAGAACUUCACAACAUGCUUCGAUUACACAAAUAUAAGAAACUUCACCAAAAUAAAUAUAGUAAAGAUAAGGAGUUGCAGCAAUACCAGUACUACAGUGCAGGCCUGCUCUCAACAUAUGACCCUUUCUAUGAGCAACAGCGUCAUUUACUUGGACCCAAAAAAAAGAAAUUCAAGGAAGACAAGAAGCUUAAAGCUAAGUUGAAAAAGGUGAAGAAAAAAAGACGACGAGAUGAAGAGCUUUCAUCUGAGGAAUCUCCACGUCACCACCAUCACCAGACCAAAGUCUUUGCUAAAUUUUCUCAUGAUGCACCUCCCCCUGGCACCAAGAAAAAACACUUAUCCAUUGAGCAGCUUAAUGCUCGCCGCAGGAAAGUAUGGCUUAGCAUCGUGAAGAAGGAACUACCAAAGGCCAACAAGCAGAAAUCUUCAGCUCGAAACUUAUUUCUCACCAAUAGCCGAAAGCUUGCCCACCAGUGCAUGAAGGAAGUGCGUCGAGCUGCCUUGCAAGCACAGAAGAACUGUAAGGAGACUUUGCCUCGUGCUCGACGCCUAACCAAGGAGAUGCUUCUGUACUGGAAGAAGUAUGAGAAGGUGGAGAAAGAGCACCGCAAACGAGCAGAGAAGGAAGCUUUGGAGCAGCGGAAGUUGGAUGAGGAAAUGAGGGAGGCUAAGAGGCAGCAGCGAAAACUCAACUUCUUAAUCACUCAGACAGAGUUGUAUGCUCAUUUCAUGAGUCGAAAACGUGACAUGGGUCAUGAUGGAAUCCAGGAAGAAAUCCUAAGGAAACUGGAAGAUAGUUCUACCCAGAGGCAAAUUGACAUUGGUGGUGGAGUAGUCGUUAACAUCACCCAGGAAGAUUAUGAUAGUAACCAUUUUAAAGCCCAGGCCCUGAAGAAUGCUGAAAAUGCUUACCAUAUUCACCAAGCUCGAACAAGGUCAUUUGAUGAAGAUGCAAAAGAAAGUCGUGCAGCUGCCCUUAGGGCAGCAGACAAGUCUGGCUCUGGGUUUGGGGAGAGUUACAGCCUUGCGAAUCCAUCCAUCCGUGCUGGUGAGGAUAUUCCACAACCCACUAUUUUCAAUGGCAAAUUGAAAGGUUACCAGCUGAAAGGCAUGAACUGGUUAGCCAAUCUCUAUGAACAGGGUAUUAAUGGAAUUCUUGCUGAUGAAAUGGGUCUUGGUAAAACUGUACAGAGCAUUGCCCUCCUGGCCCAUCUGGCUGAGAGAGAAAACAUCUGGGGACCUUUCCUAAUAAUUUCACCUGCUUCUACACUCAAUAAUUGGCACCAGGAGUUUACAAGAUUUGUUCCUAAAUUUAAGGUGCUACCAUAUUGGGGAAAUCCUCAUGAUAGGAAAGUCAUCCGGAGAUUCUGGAGUCAGAAGACUUUAUACACUCAGGAUGCCCCCUUCCAUGUGGUCAUCACUAGCUACCAGCUGGUAGUACAGGAUGUCAAGUAUUUCCAGCGGGUCAAGUGGCAAUACAUGGUACUGGAUGAAGCUCAGGCACUGAAGAGCAGUUCCAGUGUUCGUUGGAAGAUUCUCUUACAAUUCCAGUGUCGGAAUCGGCUUUUGUUAACUGGAACCCCCAUUCAGAAUACCAUGGCAGAGCUCUGGGCUCUGCUACAUUUCAUUAUGCCAACAUUAUUUGAUUCACAUGAAGAAUUCAAUGAAUGGUUUUCCAAGGACAUUGAAAGUCAUGCUGAAAACAAAUCUGCUAUUGAUGAGAAUCAACUCUCUCGAUUACACAUGAUCUUGAAGCCAUUUAUGCUGAGAAGAAUCAAAAAAGAUGUAGAAAAUGAAUUAUCUGACAAAAUUGAGAUUCUAAUGUACUGCCAAUUGACCAGUCGACAAAAGCUCUUAUAUCAGGCACUAAAGAAUAAAAUAUCCAUUGAGGACUUACUGCAGUCUUCUAUGGGCUCUACUCAGCAAGCACAGACCACCACCAGCAGCCUCAUGAAUCUUGUCAUGCAGUUCAGGAAGGUGUGUAAUCACCCAGAGUUAUUUGAACGGCAAGAAACUUGGUCUCCAUUUCAUAUUUCCCUAAAGCCAUAUGAAAUUUCAAAGUUUAUCUAUCGUCAUGGACAGAUCAGGGUCUUCAACCAUUCACGAGAUAGGUGGUUAAAGGUUCUGCUUUCUCCAUUUGCACCAGACUAUAUCCAGCAGUCACUUUUCCACAGAAAAGGUAUUAAUGAAGGAAGCUGUUUUUCUUUCCUUCGAUUUAUUGAUGUGUCGCCAGCAGAAAUGGCAAACCUCAUGCUUCAGGGACUUUUGGCCAGGUGGCUAGCUCUUUUCCUGUCUCUGAAAGCCUCCUACAGGCUUCAUCAGCUACGCUUUUGGGAAGAGCCAGACAGGGAGAGCCAUCAGAGAUAUCUGAGAAAUAAGGAUUUUCUUCUUGGAGUUGAUUUUCCACUUUCCUUCCCUAACCUUUGUAGCUGCCCUUUGUUAAAGUCUCUUGUUUUUAGCAGCCAUUGUAAAGCAGUGAGUGGCUACUCAGACCAGGUCGUCCAUCAGCGGAGAUCAGCUACCUCCUCACUUCGUUGCUGCCUGCUCACUGAGCUGCCAUCUUUUUUGUGUGUGGCCAGUCCACGAGUCACCGCAGUGCCGCUGGAUUCUUACUGUAACGACAGAAGUGCAGAGUAUGAGAGAAGAGUUCUGAAAGAGGGAGGGAGUCUUACUGCCAAGCAGUGUUUGUUGAAUGGGGCUCCUGAGCUGGCUACGGAUUGGCUAAAUCGCAGGUCACAGUUCUUCCCAGAGCCAGCUGGAGGGCUAUGGAGCAUCAGGCCCCAGAACGGCUGGUCUUUCAUCAGAAUUCCAGGCAAGGAGAGCCUCAUCACAGACAGUGGAAAGCUGUAUGCCCUUGAUAUCCUGUUGACUCGACUCAAGUCUCAAGGACAUAGGGUCCUUAUCUACUCUCAGAUGACCAGGAUGAUAGACCUGCUGGAGGAAUAUAUGGUUUACAGAAAGCAUACCUACAUGAGGCUGGAUGGUUCUUCCAAGAUCUCAGAGAGACGGGACAUGGUUGCUGAUUUUCAGACCAGGAAUGACAUCUUUGUGUUUCUGUUAAGCACACGAGCUGGAGGACUGGGUAUCAACCUAACGGCUGCAGAUACAGUGAUUUUCUACGAUAGUGACUGGAACCCCACUGUAGACCAGCAGGCCAUGGAUAGGGCCCACCGCUUAGGGCAGACAAAGCAAGUCACUGUGUACCGGCUCAUCUGUAAAGGCACAAUUGAGGAGCGUAUUCUGCAGAGAGCCAAGGAAAAGAGUGAGAUUCAGCGAAUGGUGAUUUCUGGUGGGAACUUCAAACCAGAUACCUUGAAACCCAAAGAGGUGGUUAGCCUUCUUCUGGAUGAUGAAGAGCUGGAGAAGAAACUGAGACUACGGCAGGAGGAGAAACGGCAACAGGAGGAGACCAACCGAGUGAAAGAACGAAAACGCAAACGAGAAAAAUACGCAGAGAAGAAGAAAAAGGAAGAUGAAUUGGAUGGGAAAAGGAGAAAAGAGGGUAUGAAUCUCGUGAUCCCAUUUGUUCCUUCUGCUGAUAACUCCAACCUCUCUGCUGAUGGCGAUGACUCCUUCAUAAGUGUAGAUUCGGCCAUGCCCAGCCCUUUCAGUGAGAUCUCCAUCAGCAGUGAGCUGCACACUGGCUCCAUUCCCCCUGAUGAGAGCAGCAGUGACAUGUUGGUUAUCGUGGAUGACCCAGCCUCCUCAGCUCCUCAGUCUCGAGCCACUAACUCUCCUGCUUCCAUAACAGGCUCUGUCUCGGACACUGUGAAUGGAAUUUCCAUUCAGGAAGUGCCAGCUGCAGGACGUGGUCACUCAGCUCGAAGCCGUGGCCGCCCCAAAGGUUCAGGAAGCACAGCCAAAGGAGCAGGGAAAGGCCGGAGCCGCAAGUCCACAGCAGGCAGUGCUGCUGCAAUGGCCGGAGCCAAAGCCGGGGCUGCAGCGGCUUCUGCAGCUGCUUAUGCUGCAUACGGGUACAAUGUGUCUAAAGGAAUCUCCGCAAGCAGUCCUCUGCAGACAUCCCUUGUCCGACCUGCUGGCCUUGCAGACUUUGGACCUUCAAGCGCCUCUUCUCCUUUAAGUUCCCCUUUGAACAAAGGAAAUAAUAUUCCUGGGACUCCUAAGAGCCUCCACAUGACCAGCAGCUUAGCCUCAGACUCCCUGAUCCGGAAACAGGGCAAAGGCACCAACCCCGCUGGAGGACGGUAACCAUCUCUGCCCUCUAGCUUCCUUCAACCAAACCAGGGGCUGCAGUCCCAGGCCACAGGUGGUCUUUGGAUGGCUUAUCCAGUGUGGCAUCUUGCAUCCUAUCUGGAGAGUGGAAAAGACCAGUUGCAGCAGAAGAGGACAGGCAGGUGGUCAGUCGGUGUGAGCACUUUUAUCACCUGUUUCCAAAGGAGUGUCCUGGGUGCUGUCCCACAGCACCCAGAUGAACUCUGCAGCCAAGUCUUAACCUCUUUCUGGGAAAGGGCCUGACACAGACCCCUUUCAGAUGCUCAGGCACAGUCUCCAUCCACAUCCACUCUUCAGCUCUGACCAUGUCCCUUAUGAAGGCUCCACCGGUGCUGUGAAGAGCCUUCUAUAGUGGAGACCUCUCUAAAGGUUAUGAUUUCCUAUAGGGCUAGAAAGGGAGGAAAUGGUUCCCUGGUAUUCACUGUCUGGAGUGCUGCUGGGUCUCUAAACCCCAUUUGCCACGGUGUCAUUACUAAGUGUGCAGUGGAUGCCAGAGAAGACGGUGGCUAUAGGAUGACAGAGGCUGGAGGAAGCAGACCCACAGGCAGUUUUCCCAGCAUUCCUCCACUGUCCAGCACGUUCACACCAGGGAAGCAUUACUCCCACCAGCAACAGUAGCAGCAGCCCCCACUCAAGGGACUUCCCAGAAGCCAGUAAAGAGACCAGGAGCCACCUCAAUCAGCAGGACACCCCCACCACCCUCUUGCGGAUGCUUUGUCCGUCCUGAAUGCACAGUCUCCCUGGCUUUGCCCGUCAGCCCCCUGCUUGGCUGUAUGCACUGUCUGUAUUGCACUGAGAAAGAAGGGACAGCAGGAGUGAGAUGGGGAGGGAGCAAGCUCAGCACCACCCCUCCCAGCCCCGGCCCCACUUGCCUGAGCUUGCUGCCCUCUGAGAGGGGAAAGGGGCGGCUGGGAGGACUUUCCACCUGAUGUCCCUGGUGGAACAGGUGCUUCUGGGCGGGCCAGCCUCUAAUUUGCACACCUGAAAAUCGCGGAAUUGAGUUUAGAUAGAUUGAUUUUUUAAACUUUUUUUUUUUUGGAGUAGGUGUAGGGGAAAUCAUUUAAUUUAAAUCAUAAAGAUUCCCCUACCCAAACCCUGCCUCCUGUGUACAGAUGCUCUUUAGAGGGGAUCAGAAAAAUGCCAAGCCUUUUUCUCUUUGAAUGUGCUGUCUAUUUUUAUAGCUGAACUUGUACAUAUGUAUAAAGAGAGACACAUCUUUCUUUUACUAACUGGAUAAAAAAAUCUUAAAUAAAAUGGAGUGAAAUAAUUUUAUGUAAA
Mesocricetus auratus (golden hamster) is the source of this 6704-nucleotide messenger RNA. It is a transcript of the gene Ino80, whose product is annotated as INO80 complex ATPase subunit. Lineage: Eukaryota; Metazoa; Chordata; Mammalia; Rodentia; Cricetidae. The transcript has 36 exons. Bases 723 to 5402 code for a protein of 1559 amino acids. Gene Ontology annotation, cellular component: nucleus; Ino80 complex. Gene Ontology annotation, molecular function: ATP hydrolysis activity; ATP binding; ATP-dependent chromatin remodeler activity. The record is from RefSeq and is a predicted model, not a curated record. Gene Ontology annotation, biological process: DNA repair; DNA-templated transcription; chromatin remodeling.